Kuraishia capsulata CBS 1993 is the source of this 2190-nucleotide messenger RNA. RefSeq lists its product as uncharacterized. The transcript has a single exon. Gene Ontology annotation, molecular function: protein binding. NCBI's taxonomy places the organism in Eukaryota, Fungi, Ascomycota, Pichiomycetes, Pichiales, Pichiaceae. Bases 1 to 2190 code for a protein of 729 amino acids. The record is from RefSeq and is a predicted model, not a curated record.
AUGGUGUUCAAAACUUUGGUGAGCUUGUCUAAGACGGCUACCAAAUGCAGUGCUUCGCCUUUCACACCGAUCAAAAAUCCACACCGCCGUCAGUCAUGGACUGAUGAAUCUCGUCCUCCUCAUCCUUUUUUCAAACCAAGUUAUGCUACCCACAGGGAUUUGACUAUAGCAGAAAACGUUGCCCGUGAGAACGAGGACGAUUAUGCUUCUCACGAUUACUGGGAGCAUUUUGCGCGGCCCCACUCGUCCGUGGUAACCAACUACGUGUUUAUCUAUGAUCCCUCAUUCUUGUCUUUUGACCAGUUUAAACAGAGCCGCGAUCGUGUGCCGAACCGCAAGCUCGUGAACGGCCGGCCAGGACUUCAGCCAAAAGGCUUACACUACCUUUCGAACCUGCGGCGUGACGAUACUGCCGUGUUCAGCAGGGCCUUUACUACUAUGAGCUACAACCAGGGGGUUGUUAAAGACGAUUUCACGAUUUACGAGAGGGAGCAGAUAGCCGAAGACAAGGAAUCUGCUGCUGCCGCUGUGGAGAAGCCUCAGAAUCAAAAGUUCCAGAAAGUGCAGAAACCACUGGAAGAAGCACAGAAGCUUCAAGAAUCUUCACCCAUACAAGUUUCUCAGGAGGCAGCUCCGAUUUUUGACAAGCAGCAAAAAAGUGACCAACCCCCUUCCCUGGACUCUUCGCCUUCGUCCUUGGAAUCUUUUGAGGAUUUCGUCUGUGUGCAAACAGAUGCCAUAACGCAAUACAUGGCAGCUCAGAAAUUCAAUGAGGUGUAUGCGGUUUACCAACACCUAGCGAGCCACGAGAGCGCGGAUCUUCCAGUGGAGGUCUAUGCUGAUGUUCUAGCCGCUAUUGCGAAGCGCACCGGAACUCGCGAGACUAUCGAGGAACAGCUGACUUUGUUACUUGAGGUUUACUCAGCACUGCUUCAGUCUGGCAAAAAGCCAAAUGCUCAAGUAUAUUCCACAGUCAUUUCUUCACUCCUUAAGGGAUCAAGACGCAGUUUUGCCGAGAACGACUCGGCAAAUGGCGCCCAGUUUUACCAGGUUGCUUCGGAGCUUCUUACAAUUCGCAAGGAGCAAGAAUUUGAAUCUGAAGUCUACAACGAUCUCGUGUUUUGCAUGAAUGCUUACGGUCCUGGAAGCCUGACUGCACGUGAAGUGCACCGCAUGUGCACUGGAAAGGCUUCUCAAGAUGGUGCUUAUUUUGUUGGGAUGAUGAGACUUUGCCAGCACGAAUUUUCACUGUUGCAGGACCUCUAUGCAGAAUACACGCAUUCAUGUUCUGAAAAUGCUGAGGUUAGACGGGCCAAGCCAGAAGUGUACGCUGCAUUUGUACAGGGUUUGGUAACUUCUACGCGGGACCCCGCACUGGCAACAGCCUUCAUGGACAAGGUCAUCAAAGCCUCAAAAGCUACAGAAUCACAACUUUCUCAGACAGUUUCGCCAAUGCUGAGCUCGUUUGUGGUUGCGUUGGCUGAUGUUGAACUGGGUCUUGCUCGCGAAGCGGUGGCAAAGUUCGAUUCAAUUGACUGGUUACCAGAUGUUGAUGUGCACUGUCUCGUCCAUCUUGCGGAGAGAUGUGCGGAUGAGCAGAAGUUCAAUCUCGCGUUGCGGUUCUGGACUUUGGCGGUUUCCCGUGCGGACUUUGACGCAAGCGUGUCGGAUGUUGAAGGCAUUGGAAGCAUUCUGCGCGGUGUAAAUGGAGAAUAUUAUGGUGCUGUGAUUAGCAGCCUUGUCGACAAGAUGAUUAUGCUUGAUCACCGUUCAAAUGUAAUGCGUUUGGCAAGAGACGCGGUUCAGAAGAAAUCGCUCGUUUUGCCGGUGCAAGCUGUUGCCAAUGUUGUCGAGUACCUCAAAUCAUGGGGACCUGAGUCAAACAACCUCAUCCAAAUGCUUGUAAUUGCCCAGGGUGAACGCGCGGUGGACAAGAACGGGUUUUUGUCUGCAGUGAUUGACUUUGUCCCUGAGGUGAGCGAAAUUUGCAAGAGCAAGUUUUUCAGGGAUGCAUGUGAGAGCUUUAGACUGACACGUGACAAUGUUUAUGGAAUUAAGAAGGUUACAGAGAGGGCCGAGAUUUCGGAGUAUUUGAGAAAGGUGGUUAGGGCAGAAUUCGAAGAUUUGGACAAUUACUAUGUCCAGCUUCCACGUGAGAUGAUUGAUUUUAAGCAGUCUCUGUUGGGAUAA